UGAGUCUCGGCGCUGCCAUCCAGGGGAAAGCUUUCAUUGACACAUAGGAAGUGUAGUCGCUGCUACUGCCGCCUCCUCACCAGCUCUUCGGAUUCUGCGACCAGGCAGGCGGCUGGACUUCAAUGUAGUGCCCUGGACGGCGCGCCUCAUGGGCUGAUCGCCCAUAACGUGCCUUUUUUUCCCCGUGCCCCCGUAGGAUGGAGCUAGUGCUUCUUCGCGGGAGGGCGGCCCCCGCCCUGCUGUCCACUCUCCUGGCCAGCUUUCUGUUAGUCCCGGUCUCAGCGUCCCAGGGCGACAAGGAGCCUUUCUAUCGGGACUGUUUUAAACACUGCAUGCGGACCAACUGUUCCGGGACACGUUUGGUGGGCUUUCAGAGCGCGCAGCCUCUGUACAUGUCAUUGACAGGCUGGAGCUGCAGUGAUGAAUGCCGGUAUCUGUGCAUGUGGGUUACAGUGGGUCUGUAUGUUGCGGAGGGUUAUCCAGUGCCUCAGUUCCACGGGAAGUGGCCCUUCACCAGGUUCCUGUGCUUUGAAGAGCCCGCCUCAGCUGUAGCCUCCCUCCUGAACGGGCUGGCCUGCCUGCUGAUGCUGAUUCGAUAUCGGAGCAUCGUGCCAAAGCAGUCACCAAUGUACCAGACCUGCUGCGCAUUCUCCAUGGUGUCUCUGAAUGCCUGGUUUUGGUCCACCGUGUUUCACACUCGAGAUACGUUCGUGACAGAGAAGAUGGAUUACUUCUGCGCGUCAGCUGUCAUUUUGUAUUCCAUCUACCUGUGCUGUGUGAGGACACUUGGACUUCAACGGCCCAUUCUUUCCAGCUUCUUUGGACUUCUUCUCAUCCUGCUUUUCGCAUCUCAUGUUUCCUACUUGACAUUUGUUAGCUUCGACUAUGGCUAUAACAUGUUUGCUAACAGCGCUAUAGGUGUUAUCAACCUCCUCUGGUGGCUAGGCUGGUGUACACGGAAUCGGCGUACACUGCCGUAUACUUGGAAGUGCACCAUUGUUGUACUGCUGCUCCAUGGAUUGGCCCUGUUGGAGCUUCUCGAUUUUCCACCUCUCCUGUGGGUCCUCGACGCUCAUGCUGUCUGGCACAUCAGUACCAUUCCUAUUCACUUCCUCUUCUACAGUUUCCUGAUCGACGAUAGCCUGUACCUCCUCAACACGCAGAAGCGGGGCCUGAAGUUGGACUAGGUACUCCAGUGAGCAACAUGAAGACUUACCUUGAUGACCCAUUGGAGCUUCUGACUGACGUGCCACGUAGGACUGAUUUUCUGACCUUAUUAAAUCAUUUUUCCUUGUGCUACAUUCACUCAGUCUUGCCUUGACUGUCAGGUAGCACACUCCUUGUCGGGUGACUACAAACUCCCUGGUGCUGACAGAACCCGAUGGAGAGUGCUGACAGGUCAAUGGUAAAGUGCCCUGUGUUGGAUCGAUGUGCCUUAGAGCAGCUGCCAGCACCCGGGAGAGGGGUCCCUUCUUGUUGUGAUCAUUUCCUCAUUUUCCUUAUUUUGCUGCUUUUCUCCAAUAAUUUUUUUUUAUUAUAAUUUAAUUUGAUUUCCUCAUUUCAAGUGCAUCAGUCACCUCAGCUGCCUUCACCCAGUUCUUUGCUAUGUUGCCAAUUCAAAUCAAUAAUGUGGAUUUUUAAGGCUCUUUGUGACCCCAACAACUUCCCAAGCCAACUUUCAGGCCAAUUCUAUCUAAACCCUGUUCCUGCUAGGUGGCAUCUUCCUGUUGUUAUUCCCAGCAGUUUCUCUGUGUUUCCCUUUGCAGUCUCCUCUUAUGGACAUUUCUUGUUUGGGACUGUGAGGGUACCUUUGUUUUUCAGCCUUUCUUGGACUGAUGUGGAAAAUGGCUAGGAGUCCUUUGAGUGUUUCUGGGUCAUGUGUCUCUUUGCCUUUCCCUCGGUGCACCUUUGUGGUGUAGAAUUCAGUUCUGCAUUACUUCUAAGCACUUGCACCCUUUUCACAAGGAUGUGUUGUUUUUUGUGUUAUUCAUUCAAGAAGGUAAAAGAGUUGUCCUGUAGUCUGCAAAUUCUGGAGACAUGCAGCCCCAUUCUAAACAUUUUGCCUUCUAGCGUAGAAAUGACAAACAAGUCUCUUGUGUAAAACAUGGACUGAGAAAGUGUGAGGUGGACGGCCUUCACUCCACAGGACGCCAGUUGAACCUAGAGUCCCAUUUGUCUUUGUAGAGUGAUGGCCAGAGGUGUGGAGAGGGGUUAAUCUCAGCCAUGGUGAGGGUGUGUUCUGAAAUGAUUCCACAAUAAAUGAAUUGUAUCUCCUAA
Molecule: messenger RNA, 2277 nt
Organism: Erpetoichthys calabaricus (reedfish)
Lineage: Eukaryota; Metazoa; Chordata; Cladistia; Polypteriformes; Polypteridae
Gene: pgap3
Product: post-GPI attachment to proteins phospholipase 3
Exons: 8
Coding region: 198-1187 (329 amino acids)
Biological process (GO): GPI anchor biosynthetic process
Cellular component (GO): endoplasmic reticulum membrane
Molecular function (GO): hydrolase activity, acting on ester bonds
Source: RefSeq, a predicted model, not a curated record